Molecule: messenger RNA, 666 nt
Organism: Mucor velutinosus
Lineage: Eukaryota; Fungi; Mucoromycota; Mucoromycetes; Mucorales; Mucoraceae
Product: Heat shock transcription factor
Exons: 4
Coding region: 1-666 (221 amino acids)
Biological process (GO): ribosomal large subunit biogenesis; nuclear-transcribed mRNA catabolic process; ribosomal large subunit assembly
Cellular component (GO): nucleolus; preribosome, large subunit precursor
Molecular function (GO): RNA binding
Source: RefSeq, a predicted model, not a curated record
AUGCCCAAGUCAAAGCGUAGUACCGUUGUUUCUUUAACUCAAACUGAAAAGAAGGGUCGUGAAGGAAAGGAGAAAUUGAUCGAAGAUAUUCAUGAAUGUGUUGAUAACUAUGACUACUUGUACUUGUAUUCUGUCAAGGACAUGCGUAACACAUAUCUCAAGGAGAUCCGUCAUGAUUUCAAAGAUUCUCGUUUCUUUUAUGGUAAGAAUCGUGUCAUGGCCAAGGCUCUUGGUACAACUGCUGAAGAGGAAUACAAGGAAGGCUUAUCUGCUAUUGCCAAGGAAUUGUCAAGUGAAGUCGGUCUUCUUUUCACCAACAAGCAACCAGAGGAAGUAAAGACAUAUUUCGCUGAAUUUGUUAAGCCUGAUUAUGCUCGUUCAGGAGCUAUCGCUACUCAAACCAUCACACUUCCUGAAGGACCUGUCAAGCGUGGAGCUGAUCCCAUGCCUCACAACAUGGAGCCUCUUAUCAGAUCGCUCGGUAUGCCCACUGUGUUGAAGAACGGUAUUGUUACAUUGCUUGUUCCUUAUACCAUCUGUAUGGAAGGUGAAACUCUUUCAACAAAUCAAGCUCAUCUCUGUAAACUCUUCUACCAUCAACUUGCUGAGUUCAGCGUUGAUUUGAUCAGCUAUUAUCACAAUGGUCAAGUUGAGCAAAUCGAGUAA